AUGCGUCACUUCCGCAUUCUCCAAUUACAACCGAAGUCUAUGGCAGUGUUGCAACUCUCUAUUUCAAUGGAGCUGGGUAAAAUUAGGUCUCUAACAGUUGGUGAAUUCGAUAUUUGAAUGAUUCUGCCCAUGUUUCUAGAAGCUCCGCCCCCAGGACCUGGAGUAGAGUGUUUAUAAAAUGACUGACAGGAGGUGCAUCCAAACACAAACAAGUAUUUCAGACUGGAAGUCAGUUUUCCAAACAGGUUUCUCAGCAAAUUAAUACGUUUGUGCAAAGGCCAUGGCUUAAUCUGUUGUUGUUGUUUUUUUUUUAAAUCAUGUUCUAGAUAUCUUCCAGGUUAUUUGUACAAAAAAGGAAUAAAAAAUUUGACUGUUGCACCUUUAAGUAAGCAUUAUCUGCUGUUUCUGAUGUAAAUGAUGACUGUAACAGGUCAUAAUGUGUCUCUCUAAAACUCCUCCUAUUAAGGAAGUGCUGAGUCUGAGACGCCUGCAGUCCUUCAUAAACAGCCUGCAGUGUUCUGCUCUGGGGAGUUUAGUUUUAUUCUCGGUUUAUGGAGAAAUCUGAGUCUCAUUUUCAGCACCGUGAAAGGAAGUGAUUACUAACAAAGUCAUCUGUUUAACUUUAAAGAAACCUGAAAUCAGGGUGUGAUUACUUUUUAUCAAAGUGAAAGUGAAACUCUGAGUGUUCAGACUGGAGAGAAAAACAACAGCAGCAAAAUAAAAUGACUUCUAGGUUUUCAGAGGAGGAUUUGUCCUGUCCUGUGUGCUGUGAAAUCUUCAAGGAUCCUGUUGUUCUGCUCUGCAGUCACAGUGUGUGUAAAGUGUGUUUGCAGCAGUUCUGGGAGACCAAAGGAUCCAGAGAAUGUCCUGUUUGUAGGAGAAAGUCGUCUCUAGAUCUCCCUCCCACAAACCUGGCCUUAAAGAACCUGUGUGAGACUUUCUUACAGGAGAGAAGUCAGAGCUCUUCAUCAGCGUCUGAAACAGUCUGCAGUCUGCACAGUGAGAAACUCAAACUCUUCUGUCUGGAUGAUCAACAGCCGGUGUGUUUGGUGUGUCGGGAUUCAAGAAAACACACCAACCACAAAUUCUGCCCCAUUGACGAGGCAGCAACAGACUGUAAGGAGGAGCUGAAAACUGCACUGAAGCCCCUACAGGAGAAACUGAAGAUCUUUAAAGACUGUAAACUGAACUGGAGUCAGACUGCAGAACAUAUAAAGAUUCAGGCCCAACACUCAGAGCGGCAGAUUAAAGAGGUUUUUGAGAAGCUUCACCAGUUUCUACGAGAUGAAGAGGCAGCCAGGAUCGCUGCACUGAGAGAGGAAGAGGAGCAGAAGAGUCAGAUGAUGAAGGAGAAGAUUGAGAAGCUGAGCAGAGACAUAUCAUCUCUUUCAGACACAAUCAGAGCCAUAGAAGAGGAGAUGAGAGCUGAAGACGUCUCGUUCUUACAAAACUACAAGGACACAGUGAAAAGAGCUCAGUGCACACUGCAGCAUCCAGAGGAGCUUUCAGGAGCACUGAUCCAUGUGGCAAAACAUCUGUCCAACCUGAAGUUCAGAGUCUGGGAGAAGAUGCAGGAUGCUGUGCAAUACACACCUGUAACUCUGGACCCCAACACUGUUCAUCCUGAACUCAUUGUAUCUGAUGAUUUGACCAGUGUGAGACGCAGUGAUGAGGAACAGAAACUUCCUGAUAAUCCAGAGAGAUUUGAUAAAUAUUGCUGCAUCCUGGGCUCUGAGGGCUUUAACUCAGGGACACACUGCUGGGAUGUUGAAGUUGGAGACUGUACACACUGGAUUGUGGGUGUGAUGACAGAGUCUGCUAAGAGGAAGGGAGAGAUAUUCUCCAGAAGUGGAAUCUGGUAUGUGGGGAAUUAUUGUGGUAAAUAUAGAGCACGUUCUACACCACAGACUUUCACUCUCCUCUCAGUAGCACAGAAACUCCAGAGGAUCAGAGUGCAGCUGGACUGGGACAGAGGAAAGCUGUCAUUCUCCGACCCUCUCACUAACACACACAUACACACUUUCACACACACAUUUACUGACAAAUUACUGCCAUUCCUAUAUGUUUAUGGUGAAGAAUCUCCUCUAAAGAUCCUCCCACUUCAGUGCUCUGUAAGAGUGAAUCAGAUCAGUUAGAGCUGAUAUUGUUUUAUUCCAGUUCAUGAAUGAAAUAUUGCAGAUUAAAACAUUUAUAUUCUUUGUGAAAGUUUGUGUUUACAGAAUCACUGCACAGUUUAUUGUGAAAUGUUUUUUGAAGAGAUAUGACAUUAUUUCGACUCGUCAGUUAAAUUAAUAUAAUGUCAAAACUGGAAAUAUUGAUAGAAUAUCUUAUUCUGAGUACUAAAAAAUAUAAUAUCUCAAAAUACUGAUACAUCUUGAAAUUCCUGUUUAUUAAAUGACGAACUCCAUCUUUUUCCCACAACUUUCAGUUCAGGGCUUCCACAAACAAAUAAACCACAGGAUGAAAUUAAAAUUAUAAACGUGUGUUUAAAUGUAGAAUUUGAAAUCUGAAAUAGAUUUAAUUUUAAAGAUGUAUUUUAAAUCAUUUUUAAUAAACUGAGACUUUGAAAGCUCGUGUCUUUACUGUAUUUGUGCUUGUUAGUGCUGUGCUGUUAAUCCUGGGUGAAAUGUUUAGCUGGCUGUGUGUGUUGUGUGUGAAACUGUGCAGUGGAGGAGAAUUCAAGCUCUAAGUUUCCCUCCACCAGCAGUUUGUGGUUUUGCAAAGAUCAGAUGGAUUUAUUCUUUGCAAAUUUCCAAAACAUAAGAUGGCAGUAAUAGGCUCAUUAAUAUUCAUGAGCGUAUCUCCCUUAGCUACCGAGCUUGUUCAUCCAUUAACUGGUGUGAUCACUGAGAGAAACUGGGUGAUGUGGAGAUACUGGAGCAUCUUGAUGUUCGGUCGAAAUAGAUGCUAAGAGUGACAGUUAAACACGUGAGAAUUAUUGUUAUAGUCUGACUGUGUAUUAGCCAUUUUUAUAUUUAGGCUAAUUGUAGAGAUUUAUGUUUAUUUUGUUCUCGUUCUUAAACAAUAUUCACCAAGAUUGUGUGUUAUUGUCUCCUUCUGAGUCAGGUUUAAGCUAGUUUUAAGCUCUUAUUCCCACUAUUAUAUCUAUCAGUAGCCUCAUUAUGGUCUCAUAUAUAACAGGACUAGUCACACUGGGAGAAUAUUAAAGGACUUAAACAUGGAAAUAAAACACAACAAAUAUUUUGGCAUGCUGGUCAUUUUUGCAGGAGAAUCCACUGGAGAAAUAAACAACUUUUGUUAACACUUUCUAUGAAGCCCAUGCUCAUAAUGAAUUAUAGCUCAUGUAUAAUCAUUUAUAAGCAAGUAUUACUGUUCUAUAAUACAUUUAUAAAGACACAUCAAGCCCUAUACUUCAUUAUAAUAAGUUAUAGUUACAUUUAUAUUAUUGUUAUAAUUACUUAUAAGUGAUACAAUUGCUUUUUCAAUGCCCAUACUCAUAAUGCAUUAUACACUGAUUUAGACGUAUUAAUUAGUCAGUCUUAUGGUUCCAUGAAUGUAUUUAUAAAGAUACAGGCUGCAUUAUUAUAAUGUUAUUCUAUUAUAGUUAUGUUGCAGGUCCCACCUCCGGAGACCCGUGGACAGAUUACUGUAAAUACAGGAAACAAAGAAGAGAAACGGGAAUCGCGUCUGCUCUCUGCCAGCUCCUCUGUUUGUGUUAGGAGUUGCUAUGGAGACGACCAAAACAGCAGAACAAAACCAAAUAAAUCCAGGUGUGUGUAUAUGCCUGCAAAGCCCUGGUCAUCAUUCACAUCAGCCUCUGUGUUUGAAGGGGCUUCACUGGACUGAUUUCUGUCUGCACUCACAUCAGUGGAGAAAUAAUCCCUGAUUCAUUCACAGAAUUAAGCUCUAGUGACUCUCGGGACCGAGUCACAUACAGAUGUGGCCAUUGAGAAUGUGCGU
This is a messenger RNA of Pangasianodon hypophthalmus (striped catfish), 3921 nucleotides long. Its product is annotated as E3 ubiquitin-protein ligase TRIM35-like. Gene Ontology annotation, molecular function: zinc ion binding; protein binding. NCBI's taxonomy places the organism in Eukaryota, Metazoa, Chordata, Actinopteri, Siluriformes, Pangasiidae. The transcript has 8 exons. The record is from RefSeq and is a predicted model, not a curated record. The coding region runs from base 723 to 2135 and encodes 470 amino acids.